AUGGCGAACUGCAUUAGGAAAACGACAAGUGAUGUGUUAGGGGUCUCAAAGGGUUAUUCUGGCAGCUACAAAAGGACUGGUGGUGCAAUGAAUAGAUUAAGUAGAAGCCAAGUUUUGAAGUUUGCGGAGAGCAAAUCCGGGGAGGAAAAGAAGAUGAAUAGAGAGUGGUACAAGAAGGCUAAGAAGGAAGCGAAGUUGGUGGUCUCCGAGGCUAAGACUGUUGCAUUUGGUCAUUUGUAUGAAGAACUUGGGGACAAAUGCGAGGACAAGAAUCUAUUUAGGCUGACAAAGGUGAGAGAAAUGAAGAGCUUUGAUCUAGACCAAGUGAGAUGCAUCAAAGACGGGGAAGAGGAGUACAUGAACGUUGUGCUGGGUGAUUUGGAACUCUUCGAGAAUCGUCGAGAUUUUGGGAUAAAGAAGAUGCCAAAAGAGCAGAGGUGGAGUACAAUAAUUUUGUUGUACAAGAACAAAGGUGAUAUACAAAAUUAUAACAGCUAUAGGGGCAUCAAGUUGUUUAUUCAUACUACGAAAGUUUGGGAGAGGGUAGUGAAAGUUAGGGUAACAAAGACUAUGUCUAUUUUUGAGAACCAGUUCGGAUUUAUUCCGGGACAUUUGACUACUAAAGCUAUCCACCUUGUUAGGAGGUUGGUGAAACUGUUUACGAGGAGGAAGAAUGAUUUGCAUAUGAUGUUUAUUGAACUAGAGAAAGCGUAUGAUAAAGUAUCAAGAGAGGUUAUUUGGAGAUGUUUAGAGGCUAUGGGUGUUCCUGUAGCGAAUUAG
This is a messenger RNA of Nicotiana tabacum (common tobacco), 780 nucleotides long. RefSeq lists its product as uncharacterized. NCBI's taxonomy places the organism in Eukaryota, Viridiplantae, Streptophyta, Magnoliopsida, Solanales, Solanaceae. The record is from RefSeq and is a predicted model, not a curated record.